AUGAAUGCUCGCGAGCGCUCUGCCCUCACGCGGCGCAUUAUACUGAAGCUCGAUCUCAGAAUUCUGCCGGUCCUGACGCUGCUCUUUCUGUGCUCUUUUCUCGAUCGCACGAAUGUCGGCAACGCGAAGACGUAUGGGCUGGAGAAGGACCUUGGGAUAACGGACCAUCAGUAUGAUACUGGCUUGGCGGUAUAUUAUGCUACUUAUAUCGCUAGUGAAAUCCCCAGCAACCUGAUCCUGAAAUGGGUAUCGCCAAGGAUUUGGCUCCCGCUGUUAACGGUCGCGUGGGGCAUUAUAACGAUGUGCCUGGGAUUCGUCAGGAAUUACUCGGGGUUCAUGGCUGUUAGGGCCGUGUUAGGCGUUGCUGAAGGGGGCUUGUUGCCCGGGAUCAUACUAUACCUGUCAGGCAUGUACACCCGGCCUGAGAUGGCGCUGAGGAUCGGUCUAUUUUAUACCAGCGCAUCUCUCAGUGGUGCAUUCGGAGGACUGCUGGCGCGGGGUUUGACGUCUAUUGGGAGGGUUGGGGACCUGGCACCCUGGUCAUGGAUCUUUAUUAUUGAAGGUCUCUUGACUGUAGGAGUUGGAGCCUUCUCAUACUUCCUACUCCCGAACACUGUCGCGGAAGCUUCAUUCUUGAGAGAGGAUGAGCGGAUCUUUGCAGUAUCGAGACUGCACCAGGAUGUGCCGUCGAGGGUGCUGAUUGAACAUAGUGAGCAUGAAAGAUUCCAAUGGUCUGAAGUCAGACGAGGAAUGCUCAGUAUCUCCACAUGGUUAAGUGCAGCGUCCUAUUUCGGAAUCCUAGCUGGUAUCUACUCCUUUGGUCUCUUUCUCCCCACGAUCAUCGUCGAGCUCGGAUACACCGCCAACGAAGCCCAGCUCUGGUCUAUAAUCCCCUACGCAGUGGCAUCCGUCGUCACUGUCGUCAUCGCCCUCCUCUCCGACCGCCUACAGCUCCGCGGGAUCGUGAUGCUCUUCACCCUCAUCCCCGCCAUCAUCGGCUACGCCGUGAUUGCCAACAUUGGCAUCUCCCACCCGAAAGUCAAGUACGGCAUGACCUUCCUCAUGGCCACGGGCAUGUACGCUUCAGUGCCGCCCGUGCUAGUCUGGAACUCGAACAAUAGCGCGGGCCAUUACAAACGCGCGACGACGACUGCGUUGCAGCUGAUGAUUGCGAAUAGUGGCGGGUUUGUAGCGACUUUUGUCUACCCUGCGAAGCAGGGACCGCAGUAUCAUAAGGGCCAUACGGUGAUUCUUUCGCUGCUUGUAGGAGCGUGGUUUUUGGUUCUAUCUAAUGUUCUUUAUUGUGCGAAGGUGAAUAGAGAUAAGAGAGAGGGGAAGUACGACAGGUAUACGGGGUAUGCGGAUGAUAGAGAUCCUGAGUUUGUGAUGAUCCUGUGA
Molecule: messenger RNA, 1398 nt
Organism: Amorphotheca resinae ATCC 22711
Lineage: Eukaryota; Fungi; Ascomycota; Leotiomycetes; Helotiales; Amorphothecaceae
Exons: 9
Coding region: 1-1398 (465 amino acids)
Biological process (GO): transmembrane transport
Cellular component (GO): membrane
Molecular function (GO): transmembrane transporter activity
Source: RefSeq, a predicted model, not a curated record